UAAUAUUUUUAGUUACUAUAUAUGCAGACGAUUUAAUAUCGUCAGUUAUCGAAUACGAAAGAUAAUUGAGGAUCUGAGUAUGCCCAAUCUGCCUAAGAUAGACUUGAAACUUACAGACAUACAUCGAAUAGUGGACAUUCAUUGCCAUGCUCUCGAGCAUAUCAAUAUAGCCUCAAAUAAUGCAGCGACACAAUAUCUGGUGGCAAUUGUUGUAUGCAUAUUCUCAUUCUCUAUAAAUCUUUAUCGCCUAUAUAACGCAAUAAUAACUAUGGACAAUAGAAUAGAAAUCAUCGGUUGUAUUCUUAUAGUUAUGUAUCAUUUAAUGAUCGCAUUUUACAAUAAUCAUUGCGGACAAUUAAUAAUUGAUAGUAAUCUUGGCAUAUUUAACGAAUUGUAAGUUCGAAUAAUUUUUAUAUUAUUACUUACAUCUUUAUCGUUUAAUUUAGAUAAUUCAUAUUUUAUUAAUAUAUAAUAUUAAAAAUAUAACGAUAUUGCUGGAAUAUAUUAAAUGAUAGAAUGAUUUGCAGAUAUGCUUCUAAAUGGUAUCGCAUUCCUUUAAAAGCGCAAAAACUAUUAUUGUUUAUAAUAUUGAGAAGUUCAAUGAAUUGUGAAUUAUCUCUUUCUGGUUUAUUCACUCCAUCUUAUGCAG
Messenger RNA from Apis dorsata (giant honeybee), 649 nucleotides. RefSeq lists its product as uncharacterized. Lineage: Eukaryota; Metazoa; Arthropoda; Insecta; Hymenoptera; Apidae. The coding region runs from base 80 to 397 and encodes 105 amino acids. The transcript is spliced from 4 exons. The record is from RefSeq and is a predicted model, not a curated record.